Molecule: messenger RNA, 1090 nt
Organism: Ipomoea triloba (trilobed morning glory)
Lineage: Eukaryota; Viridiplantae; Streptophyta; Magnoliopsida; Solanales; Convolvulaceae
Product: mitochondrial acidic protein mam33
Exons: 3
Coding region: 151-852 (233 amino acids)
Cellular component (GO): mitochondrial matrix
Source: RefSeq, a predicted model, not a curated record
UAAGGUCCAAGGACAUAAUCGUCCAUUCCAAAGGCAGAGAGUAAACAACUUACAACUCUCCCGCUCGUGGCUCGCCGUCGCCGGAGCUAAAAUUUAUCUGGCAGUUCAGCAGCACUUCAGGCGACUGGAAAAUACACGACUUUGGACAAAAUGUUGAGGCGAGCUCUAACAAGCGCCGCCGCCGCGCUCCGGCAACGGCACUCCUGCCACGCGUUAGUCGCUCGGCGGUCUUCGUCGUCGUCGUCAUCUAGUGGUUCAACCGCUGUAAACAGCAUUAUUCUCCGCUCCCUCAAAGAUCACUAUCUCGAAGUCUCCAAAAUGACCCCUCCCCCGAAAAUUAGCCCUCCUUCUCCAUUCACAGUUGUGAAGGGGGCACUUGAUGGUAAUGGCCCUGUUCUGGAACGGACACAUGGCAAUGAGGAGAUUCGUAUCUCUGUGAUGCGGUUGGCUAACAUUAUACCUGGAGGAGGGGAUGAAAAUGAUGAGGAUGACAUUAAUCAAUUGUUUGUCCAUGUUGACAUCUCUAAGCCUGGUCAAAAGGAGUCUUUGCAUUUUCUGUGUGGCUUAUAUCCUGAUGCUUUGGGAAUUCAUUCGGUCUCAUUGAGAACCAGGGAUGACACAGGGUUUCUUGAAGCCUCAAAUAAGUAUGGUGGUCCAGUAUUUCAAGAUAUAGAUGAAAGGACUAGAGACGCAUUUCACAGCUACAUUGAGGAGCGUGGAAUCAGUGAAAGCCUAUUUCCAUUCCUGCAAGCUUGGCUUUAUGUGAAGGACCAUCGGAAUCUCAUGCGCUGGUUCAGAACAAUAGGUACAUUUAUUAACGAGGGCAAAGGAGCCUCCGCUACACAUGCUUAGCUUUCGUUAUAUAUAUCUAAUUAAAGACUGAAUGAAAGUGGGGAAAAGAGUGAAAAUCAUCGAUGAAUACUGUCAAUUCCAAGUCAUGCAUCUGCAAAAUGGUUACUAUAUACGCACUUUGCUGAUAGUCUAGCUCUUGCCAAUGUUUUUCACCAUUUAUUGUCUUCUCUACUACUUGCCACUGUGUUUUUGCAAAUCUUAUUUUUCCCCUAAUUCAUGGAUUUUGAUUUUUCUUUUC